Molecule: messenger RNA, 1154 nt
Organism: Eubalaena glacialis (North Atlantic right whale)
Lineage: Eukaryota; Metazoa; Chordata; Mammalia; Artiodactyla; Balaenidae
Gene: SDHAF4
Product: succinate dehydrogenase complex assembly factor 4
Exons: 4
Coding region: 37-360 (107 amino acids)
Biological process (GO): mitochondrial respiratory chain complex II assembly
Cellular component (GO): mitochondrion
Source: RefSeq, a predicted model, not a curated record
GACGCGGCUGUUGCGGACGCCGCGGGAGCUGGCGUCAUGGUCGUGCUGGGCUUCGCCUCGUUGCUGGGCCACAUCCCGGCCACAGCGUGGAGAGCGGCAAGAUCACCCAUUCUGUGUCAUUCUUUGAAGAAAAUAAGUUCUCAAGGAGAAAAAUCCAAACCCAUCAAACAACCCCUUAAGAAGCCAAAGUUACCAGAAGGUCGUUUUGAUGCACCAGAAGAUUCCAAUUUAGAGAAAGAACCACUGACAAAAUUUCCAGAUGAUGUUAAUCCUGUUACCAAAGAAAGAGGUGGACCCAGGGGCCCAGAACCUACCCGAUAUGGAGAUUGGGAACGAAAAGGACGCUGUAUUGAUUUUUAAACCACAUAUUCGUUAACUUCACCAGAUUACUUGGGUUCAAAUCCCAGCUCCACUACUUACUAGCUUAUGUGACCUUGGGUAAGUUAUUUAACUUCUCUGUGCUUCAGUAUCCUUAUGUGUAAAUUGGAAAUAAUACUAGUUCCACCUCAUAGGACAGUUGAGAAGAUUAAAUGAGUGAAUACAUGUAAACCCCCUGGAGCAGUGCAUACUAGAAGAGCUGAAAGGAGUUGCCUCUGGAGGCGAGUUGGGUGGACAGGCACUGAGGUUUCUCAUUAGAUGCUCUCUUCUUAAAAUAAAUGAAUAUAUCAGGUACUAUUUUAAGAAUUUAUACAAGUUCACUGGGGAAAUUUAGAAAACAGUAUAAAGAAGAAAACAAAAAUUGUGUAUAAACCUCUACACCUGGGCUUCCCUGGUGGCGCAGUGGUUGAGAAUCUGCCUGCUAAUGCAGGGGACACAGGUUCGAGCCCUGGUCUGGGAAGAUCCCACAUGCCGUGAAGCAACUGGGCCCGUGAGCCACAACUACUGAGCCUGCAUGUCUGGAGCCUGUGCCCCGCAACGGGAGAGGCUGCGAUGGUGAGAGGCUCGUGCACCGCGAUGAAGAGUGGCCCCCGCUCGCCACAACUGGAGAAAGCCCUCGCACGAAACAAAGACCCAACACAGCCAAAUAAAUAAAUAAAUAAAUAAAUAAAGUAGCUAUAAGAUCCAGCUCUUCCCUUUAAAAAAAAAAAACCUCUACACCUGCUUACCCUUUGAUGUAUUGUCCUUCAGUAAUCUAAGUGAAUAUACAUGUUUUU